Neurospora tetraspora is the source of this 2054-nucleotide messenger RNA. Its product is annotated as P-loop containing nucleoside triphosphate hydrolase protein. The record is from RefSeq and is a predicted model, not a curated record. Lineage: Eukaryota; Fungi; Ascomycota; Sordariomycetes; Sordariales; Sordariaceae. Bases 204 to 1862 code for a protein of 552 amino acids. The transcript is spliced from 2 exons.
CAAGUCAUGGGGCCUGGUUUUGAUGCCUAAUACACCUUGGAACGCACGUUUUGCUCUCUCCUUUCUCAUCUAAGAACGCAUCUUGCACAUCAUCAACGGUGCUACGUCCAAUGUAUACCUGAUUUGUCCUACCCUUUAGGCAUUCUGUCGGCGGCGAUUUCCUCUCAUGCCUACUGUGUUCAGUUCUUAGAUCACAAACUACCAUGGCGAACACGAUCUAUAAUGGCGCAAUUAGCGGAGAAAGCUUCGUGGUCGGGCCUCAGGUCAGUCACGGCGGUAUUAUGAACAUCCACUUUGCCAAUAGAACCGGUCCCGUCACUGCAAUCAGACCGCCCUUUUCCAAUGUUCCAUAUCGUUCAGACCCUCAUCAUAUCGACCGGCCGAAGAUCAUGAAAUGGCUUCGGGAAAGACUGGGCCCGCCAUCAAAUUCUACACACAGUCGAGCUGCGCUUUUCGGACUUAGUGGCAUUGGGAAGUCCAAGCUCGCCAUCCGCUACGCCGAAGAGUUCCAAAAGGAAUUUCCACAAGCCUACGUAUUUUGGGUGACUGCAGGCAGCAAGGAAAGCUUUGUCCAAGGAUUUCGUCGGAUUGCUGAAGACCUUCGGCUUCCAGAUCCUUCAGGUUCAGGCAACGAUAUGCUCAGACGGGUGCGGAGCUGGCUGUGUGAUAACGAGAACGUACAAUGGCUCCUUAUCCUUGACAACGCGAAUGACUACCGCGUAUUUAGGGAUCAAAGAACCACUAGUGAUGUUCCUCCAGCCAUAGACUCGGAAGCGCUUGAGACGUUUUUGCCACAAACAGACAACGGCAGAAUCCUGAUCACGUCCUGGAGUCAACGGACAGCCGAGAUCUUGGCACUCAGCCACGAAGAUACCUGCGCUGUCCCUGAAAUGGAUGAGGAUCAGGCGAGACUGCUAUUCAGCAAAAAGCUCGGUGAAUUCGGCGAAAGCGACGAUAUUGUACGGAAGGUUGUUCUUGCCCUGAACUGCAUCCCUCUUUCCAUCUCCCAAGCGGCGGCAUACAUCCACAAGCUACGGCCUUGGAUGACGUGUGCUAAAUACUUGGAGAAGUUCAAUGGCAGAAACUUCGUUGUUCUCAGCAGUCGUGACAGCGAGGGUCGAUACAGUUUUGAUGCGAAAAAUCGGGAAGUUGAGAUCAAAACCUGGCAGAUCACUUUCAACCAAAUACGCGACGAGCGGCAGUCCGCUGCUGACCUGUUGUCCUUGAUGAGCUUCUUUCAGCCACAGGGAAUUCCGGGCUGGGUACUUCGGAAGUACUACAGCGAGAGGGACAACAAAGACAGCAGCACUGAUGCUAGCAACGAUGGCGAAGAUGAAUUUGAGGAUGAUCUCACCCUGCUACGCGACUAUUCCCUUGUGACGGUGGCUCAAGACGAAAGAUCGUUCCAGAUGCACAGCCUUGUACAAUCUUUCACCCGAAGCUGGUUGGAAACAUCGCAAGUGGACCACAACUGGAGGUGCUGCUUUCGGCGACUGAUGAUCAACAACUAUCCCCCACCCGUGGCAGAAAGGUGGGGUGUGUGUGGCGAGUUAACGCCACAUAUUGAGCCCUUGGUGACUACAACUGCGCGUCAGCUGGAAGAUGUAGACGAAACAAUUUGUUUUGUAGAGCUACUUCGCAAAGUCGGGGAGUAUAAUCUUGCCAUGGCUAUGUACGAGACGGCGUUGAGGAUCAUCAAUAAAGCCGAGCAACUGGCUGUGCAAAUGCUGGGCCAGCAAGUAUGCCAGGGGGGCGGGGGUGCUGACACGGGCCCCCACCCAGGCUUAAAGCCAUCCCACCAUACCGUCCGUCCACUCAACCCCCAGCAUAUGGCGGUAGCGACGGCGAGGUGCUUGGCUUGAAGCCAUGCUUGAAGUAGUUGUGAUACGCGUGGUGGCCUCUGGGCUUCGCGUGCAGUAUUAGCGUUCCUUGACAUUGCUAGAGUAACAGACGACAGGCUUCAUCUGCCUACCUAUGUAAAAAAUCUAGCCGCAGUGUCAGGACGGUCAACUUUUCUCGUAAUCCGCCCAAUUAUAUUCAUCUUUUUAGCGCCG